AUGCUUAACCUAUCGAUAUAUUUUGCCAUCUUUAAGCGUGUUUGUUAUUUUAAUUGUCCACUUUAUUUUGAUUACAAAAUGCAUUUAAAAGUUGUUUACGUCACCGUAGGCACCACAAAAUUCGAUGCACUCAUUAAUGUAAUGACGUCAGAGGAGGCUUUGUGCGCACUGCAAAAGCACAAAUGCCAGAAACUUGUAUUGCAACAUGGCAACUCGACGCCGGUGUCGGCAACAAAUCUUUCGCAAAUCAAUAACAAAUACGGCAUUCAAGUGGAGCAAUACAAGUUUCGACCAAACGGGGAGGAUAUCAAGGCUGCCGAUGUGAUCAUUGGACAUGCGGGCGCUGGCACCUGCAUGGACAUAUUGAGCAACGGCAAGCCGGGUCUGAUUGUCGUCAACGACGAACUGAUGGACAAUCAUCAGCUGGAAUUGGCACGUCAAUUGGCAUCCGAGCGAUAUUUGUACUACUGCCGGGUUAACGAGGUGAGCGGCAAAAUUGCCACUUUGGACUUUGAUGCUCUGCAGCCCUACGAGCCGGCCACAGAGAAUAUGCAAAAGUUUGUCAACGCAUUAAACGAACUGAUGACCCAUUAGCAUAUUGCAAA
Molecule: messenger RNA, 605 nt
Organism: Drosophila grimshawi
Lineage: Eukaryota; Metazoa; Arthropoda; Insecta; Diptera; Drosophilidae
Gene: Alg13
Product: UDP-N-acetylglucosamine transferase subunit ALG13 homolog
Exons: 1
Coding region: 1-594 (197 amino acids)
Biological process (GO): dolichol-linked oligosaccharide biosynthetic process
Molecular function (GO): hexosyltransferase activity
Source: RefSeq, a predicted model, not a curated record